Messenger RNA from Punica granatum (pomegranate), 2119 nucleotides. The record is from RefSeq and is a predicted model, not a curated record. NCBI's taxonomy places the organism in Eukaryota, Viridiplantae, Streptophyta, Magnoliopsida, Myrtales, Lythraceae.
GAAGCUGACGAGCUGUUAUGACCUUUCUGCUCCGUUUCUUUCUCCUCUCUCCGCUAAUCAUCCAAGGAAGGAAGAGAGUCACGCCCGCCGCGAUCAGCCACGCCGACACUCGCGUCUCUCCUCCUCCAUCGAUUGCGUCGGCGAGCUGGAAUCUGCGUGACCGUGCGUGAAUGGAGAGUGGAUCCUCUUCCGGCGGAUUCCGGCUCCACGAGGAGCUGGAGCUGCAGGAAUUCCAGGACAAGUUCGUGAUCAGAUCGAAGGAGUCGCCGAGCGACGGGUUCUCCAUCGGUCGCAGAGAAGGAAACAUCGAAUCGCUCGCCGUUGCAGAAGAUGCUUCUUCCACUAGUCCUUCCAAGACGACAACAAUUUAUGGAGUUGUUGGAACAAUCAGACUACUCGCAGGAAAUUAUGUACUAGUGAUAACUUCGCGGGAGGAAGCCGGGACUUUUCUUGGUUUUCCUGUUUAUCGAGUGAAUUCUAUGAAAUUCCUUCCCUGCAACGACGCCUUAAAGCUUUCCACUUGUCAAGAAAAGCGGGAUGAGGCUUACUUCAUGGCUCUGUUGAAGACAGUAGAAUCAACUCCUGGAUUGUAUUAUUCUUAUGGAACAGACAUUACGCUCAACUUGCAGAGAAGACAUAGGUUGAUGGAUGGGUGGAUGACCAAGCCAAUCUGGAAGCAGGCUGACCCUAGAUUUGUUUGGAACAAGAAUCUUAUGGUGGAACUUAUUGAGUGUAAGCUUGAUGGAUUUGCUAUUCCGCUCCUACAAGGAAGCUUUCAAGCUGCACCAUUGGAGCUGAAGGGCUUACCUGCCACAAUUACAUUAAUCUCAAGGAGAUGCACGAGGCGCCUAGGAACGAGAAUGUGGCGAAGAGGAGCUAAUCUGGAAGGCGAUACCGCUAAUUUCAUUGAAACUGAGCAAAUUUUAGAGGCUGAAAGUUUCAAGUCCUCAUUGUUACAGAUUCGAGGCUCAAUUCCCCUUCUCUGGGAGCAAAUCGUAGACUUGAGCUACAAACCAAGACUUAGAGUAAUUAAUCAUGAGGAAACGUCAAAAGUUGUGGAGCGGCAUUUUCAUGAUCUUUCACAAAGAUAUGGAGAGACAAUGGUGCUUGACUUGACUGAUAGACAUGGUGAUGAAGGGCAAUUAGGUGCAGCAUAUGCUUCUGAAGUUGAAAAGCUGCCAAAUGUGAGAUACGUGUCGUUUGAUUUUCAUCAUAUCUGUGGCAGCUCAAACUUUGAAAACCUAGAAGUUCUCUAUGAAGAAAUUUCUGAAGACUUUGAGAAGCAAGGAUACUUCCUCGUGGAUGCUGAAGGGACUAUACUUGAGGAGCAGAAAGGAAUCAUUAGAGCAAACUGCAUUGAUUGUCUUGAUCGAACAAAUGUGACCCAGAGUUUUCUGGCUCAGAAGUCAUUAAAUAUACAGUUGCGAAGAAUCGGAGUGCUAGUUCCUACUGAAAGCUUUUCCACGUUCUCUGACAAUUAUGGGAAGUUCAGGACAUUGUGGGCAGAGCAAGGUGAUGAGCUAAGUCUUGAAUAUGCUGGAACACAUGCACUGAAGGGGGAUCUAGUCAGAUAUGGAAGACAGACAGUAGUAGGAAUGAUUAGAGAUGGGAUGAGCGCUCUCUCAAGAUACUACUUGAAUAAUUUCCAGGAUGGGAUACGGCAGGAUGCAAUAGAUCUUGUCAGCGGACACUACACAAUAAACAGAAAUGGCGCAUCACCGUUUCAGCUUAAUGGGUUUGAAUCAAUCUCAUAUCUCCCGGUAGCAUCAGCUUUGCUUGUUGGAACUUUGACGGCGACAACUUUAUCGCUUCAACAAGCUGGGAGGAGUGCGCAGCAGUUUAUCUCAUCUGCUCUGUGGGCUGGGGUAGCUGCUGGGGUGAUGGCCAUGGUGAAAGCCAAUGGAAGGCAGCUCUGUUCGAGGCCCCGCUUGUGUGGUCUCCUGUGACUUACACAACAAAGGUGCCUGCAUGCGUGAUAAACCUGUUAACUGCAUAGUACACGUUAGCGCGAAUCUUUGAUUAACCGAUUAUCGCUGCUUGCUCCAUUGUUUGUUCCGGUUUAUUGACUUAUUUAAUAUGCACUUUACACGAAUGCAAUGCUGGCUCUUAUUUCACGGUU